Molecule: messenger RNA, 4727 nt
Organism: Phyllostomus hastatus (greater spear-nosed bat)
Lineage: Eukaryota; Metazoa; Chordata; Mammalia; Chiroptera; Phyllostomidae
Gene: ECE1
Product: endothelin converting enzyme 1
Exons: 19
Coding region: 238-2502 (754 amino acids)
Biological process (GO): peptide hormone processing
Cellular component (GO): plasma membrane
Molecular function (GO): metalloendopeptidase activity
Source: RefSeq, a predicted model, not a curated record
AGCCGGCGGCGGGAAGGGGGUGGAGGGGGGGGCCGGCCUCUGGGUGUGAUUGGCUUCGCAGCCAGGGCCCCGCGCCCCGCUAUUGGCCCCUGGCCGGGUCCGCCCCCCCUCCCGGAGACUGGGCGCCAGAGCCGCGCUCGUCCGCGGGGAGCGGAGCGCGCCGCCGCCGGGGCCAGCUAGCAGCGCAGUCGGGGUGCGCGACCGGAGCCGGAGGCCACACGGAGCGGAGCGCGCGCUAUGAUGUCGACCUACAAGCGGGCCACGCUGGAUGAAGAGGACCUGGUGGACUCGCUCUCCGAGGGCGACGGGUACCCGAACGGCCUGCAGGUGAACUUCCACAGCCCCCGGAGUGGCCAGAGAUGCUGGGCCACGCUGACCCAGGUGGAGAAGCGGCUGGUGGUGCUGGUGGCACUUCUAACAGCAGGACUGGUGGCCUGUGUGGCAGUGCUGGGUGUCCAGUACCGGACAAGAGCCCCCUCUGUGUGCCUCAGCCAGGCCUGCGUCUCAGUGACCAGCUCCAUCCUGAGCUCUAUGGACCCCACGGUGGACCCCUGCCAGGACUUCUUCACCUACGCCUGCGGCGGCUGGAUCAAAGCCAACCCCGUGCCUGAUGGCCACUCGCGCUGGGGGACGUUCAGCAACCUCUGGGAACACAACCAAGCCAUCAUCAAACACCUCCUGGAAAACUCCACAGCCAGCGUGAGCGAAGCAGAAAAGAAGGCCCAGGUGUACUACCGUGCCUGUAUGAACGAGACCAGGAUCGAGGAGCUCAAGGCCAAGCCACUGAUGGAGCUGAUCGAGAGGCUCGGGGGCUGGAACAUCACAGGGCCCUGGAACAAGGACAAUUUCCAAGACAUCCUUCAGGUGGUCACCUCCCACUACCGCACCUCCCCCUUCUUCUCCGUUUAUGUCAGCGCCGAUUCCAAGAGCUCCAACAGCAAUGUGAUCCAGGUGGACCAGUCCGGCCUGGGCUUACCCUCCAGGGACUUCUACCUGAACAAAACCGAAAACGAGAAGGUGCUGACGGGGUACCUGAACUACAUGGUCCAGCUGGGGAAGCUGCUGGGCGGAGGGGGCGAGGACGCCGUGCGGCCCCAGAUGCAGCAGAUCCUGGACUUCGAGAUGGCACUGGCCAACAUCACCAUCCCCCAGGAGAAGCGCCGGGACGAGGAGCUCAUCUACCACAAGAUGACAGCAGCCGAGCUGCAGACCCUGGCGCCCGCCAUCAACUGGCUGCCCUUCCUCAACACCAUCUUCUACCCCGUGGAGAUCAAUGAGUCCGAGCCCAUCGUCGUCUACGACAAGGAGUACCUCAGCCAGGUCUCCACGCUCAUCAACAACACCGACAAGUGCCUGCUGAACAACUACAUGAUCUGGAACCUGGUGCGGAAGACAAGCACCUUCCUGGAUCAGCGCUUUCAGGAUGCCGACGAGAAGUUCAUGGAAGUCAUGUAUGGGACCAAGAAGACCUGUCUUCCCCGCUGGAAGUUCUGCGUGAGCGACACGGAAAACAACCUGGGCUUCGCCCUGGGCCCCAUGUUCGUCAAAGAGACCUUCGCCGAGGACAGCAAGAGCAUAGCCAGCGAGAUAAUCCUGGAGAUCAAGAAGGCGUUUGAGGAAAGCCUGAGCACCCUGAAGUGGAUGGACGAAGACACGCGGAAGUCAGCCAAGGAGAAGGCAGACGCAAUCUACAACAUGAUAGGCUACCCCAACUUCAUCAUGGACCCCAAGGAGCUCGACAAAGUGUUCAACGACUACACGGCGGUCCCGGACCUCUACUUCGAGAACGCCAUGCGCUUUUUCAACUUCUCCUGGAGGGUCACGGCCGACCAGCUCCGGAAAGCUCCCAACAGAGACCAGUGGAGCAUGACCCCCCCCAUGGUGAAUGCGUACUACUCGCCCACCAAGAACGAGAUUGUGUUUCCGGCCGGAAUCCUGCAGGCCCCGUUCUACACCCGCUCUUCACCCAAGGCCUUAAAUUUUGGUGGCAUCGGUGUCGUCGUGGGGCAUGAGCUGACUCACGCUUUUGAUGACCAAGGGCGGGAGUAUGACAAGGAUGGGAACCUGCGGCCCUGGUGGAAGAACUCGUCCGUCGAGGCUUUCAAGCGGCAGACGGAGUGCAUGGUGGAGCAGUACGGCAACUACAGCGUGAACGGGGAGCCGGUGAACGGCCGGCACACCCUCGGGGAGAACAUCGCCGAUAACGGCGGCCUCAAGGCGGCCUAUCGGGCCUACCAGAACUGGGUGAAGAAGAACGGGGCCGAGCAGACGCUGCCCGCCCUGGGUCUCACCAACAACCAGCUCUUCUUCCUGGGGUUUGCACAGGUCUGGUGCUCCGUCCGCACGCCCGAGAGCACCCACGAAGGCCUCAUCACGGACCCCCACAGCCCCUCCCGCUUCCGGGUCAUCGGCUCCGUCUCCAACUCCAAGGAGUUCUCGGAACACUUCCACUGCCCGCCUGGCUCACCCAUGAACCCCCGUCACAAGUGUGAAGUCUGGUGAGGGCCGAGGCCCCAGGAGCCGAGACGGAGGAGGGGGAGGGGCUGAGGAUGAGCCCUCGGGUGGAGUCAACAAGGCUGCCCCCUCCGACCAGUGCCCGGGGUGCCACCCAGCCCCCUUGGCCACCCAGGGCCCCCCUACCCCGCACUGGAGGGUUUUCAGCCGGGAACGGAGCCUGUCACGUGGGUUCUCAGCAUAACCUGAGGUUUGAUCCCCUGGGGAAACCCUGUCAUCCCAGGCACGCGCAUGUCGACUCUAAAGGGCAUUUGGGUGUCCGGCUGCCGGCUCACCAGGCCUAGGCCCCACGCUGACAAGGGCCGUGGACAAGCCCCACGCCCACAUCCAGUGCCAGAUACACCACAAGUACCACUGUGUCGAAUACUCUAAAUAUAUAUAUAUAUUUUUCGGGGAACUAUUUUUUAAACAUGGUGGAAUACACUGGAAACCUUCAGGGAAAUAAUGCAUUUAAAACACUUCUUUUUUUUUAAGGAAAGGAUUGGUAUAUUUAUUAUGUUCUGUUUUUCUAAAUAACCUGUGGACAAGGGAAGCCCCACUGAGUUACCCCCCCCUUCCUCACUCGCCGCAAGGUUGAGCCGAGGCAGCGAUGCCCGCUGACCGGGUCCCCAAAUAGAGAGCCGCCUCCGCCCUUGGAAUACACCGUGUCGGCCUCCAUCGCCUGGGGAGGAGAGGGAAGGCGUGGAGGCUGGGCGGAGGAGGGGCCCGCUCUGGGAGACCAGCUCAUUGGCACCGCCCCUCUCGGCAUCCCCGCCUCUGUCCCCAGAGUCCAGCACUGGGAGCCCCAGCAAGGAAGGUCUGAUCUUCAAAGUGGCAGAAGGGGACGGAUGGCUGUAGCAGCCUGAGGCCAGGUCAGGGUCCUCACACCCGGUCUGGGGUGCCCCAGCCCCCCCAGAUCUGGACCACAGAGCCCUGUGAGGCUGAAACCUCCCCAUCAGAUGUACUCGCCUGUACUCUUUGUGUUCCUCCUCUUCUGGCCACCCCACACCUGUCCUGGGGGGCUGUUCCUUCUCUGCAGCACCCCACCCCCAGCCUGGGCCUGGCUCCCGGACCGCAGCCAUCCCCCCUCUGUUCUCUAGUGCCUUACCUGAGGCUGCGCACCACCCCAAGGAGGUGGCCCCUCACCCCCAGCGGCCCUUUGCCUCCUCAGUGAAGCCCCCAAGUGCCCUGACUGGAACAUCGGGCCACACCCCUACUCCCAGCGCCCACAGAGCGGCCUCUCUUGCAGCGCAGGAGCCCAGCCUGCCCACCGGAGGCACCAAGGCCAGGGGUCUGAGGGACCCCUGAAUGUGCCCCAAGCUCCCUCCCACCCUCAGCCCCUGGGGUUGAAUCAACACAGUGCGUGCAGCCAGAUGGGCUCCUCUCCCUGGGAAGCACCUUCAGCCCUGGCUGGCUGUGAGGGAGGCACUCCCCUGAGCCAGUCAGCCCGGCCUGUGGUGUCCAGGACCAGGAACGUCAUCCCCUCCUUGAGGCCACAGUUCAGAAGGUCCCCCAGGAGGAGCUAACUGGAGCCCCACUCCGGCUCUCUGGGCAAGCAGCCACCUGGGGCUGAGGCGGGGGCAGCAGGUGCCGCCACAGUUCUCCUGUCUCGGCAGCCCAGGCUGCCUGGCCAGCCCGCUCCCACAGACAGGCGCCUGCGUUGCCCAAGAGAAGCAACGGCUCAGCCACUGCCUCGCCCACCUUCAGAUCAGCCCCAGAGCGGGGGUGGCAGCGUGGGGAGUGGGCUCCCUGGUCUGAACAAGCAGCAGGCCCGGGAGCUCCUCGCAGGAGAGGUAGGGCAGGACCCAGACCGGGAGCCAGAGUCAGGAGCCCGCCACCGGCACCUUGCCCCAAAGAGGAGGCUUCCCCAGUGCUGGCACCUUCCCUGCCCUCCCGCCUCCCCCGUGGGUCACAGUCCUUGAGAGUGUCUGGCGGUGCCGUGGACCGGGGCCCCCAGCCAGUGUGCUAGGGCCGAGGGUCCAGCCACAGGGCAGGUGGCUUGCACUCCCUGCUUCCUGGUGUGCUGCAGGGGGCACAGCACGAGCAGGAGGACCUAGUCCACGGGGUCAGGGAGACCCCUCCCCGUAGUCCCAGGGAGCCAUUAGGCUGGCUUCUCUGCGGGUACCUGGACGUGGGGUUUAGAGCUGGGAAUCUAUUUUUUGUAUUACUAUGUUUUGUGCUACUGUAGUUUUGGUGUGGCACUAUUGUAAUUGAAAUAAAGUACUUGUACCUAG